AUGGAAUCUGAUAAUUCCUCUGUUCCACUCCAGAGCUCGCAGGCUGUUUGUCGAAUCCCCACAGGCAUAUAUUCCCUGCCCUUAGAGCUUGUGGGUUUGAUUGCUGAGGAGGUUACGAAGAAUGAAGGGAUGAAUACAAAUACUCGCAGUAGAACAUGUAGCAUUCCAGCGUUCGUUAGAAGCUUAAAAUGCGAUGUUGGCCAACCGUGGCGUGGAGCGUAUCUCUUUGCUCUUGAUACUUGUAAUAAAGACUUCGUUCAUUCACUCCAUUUUGCCAAUGGUUGGAAAUUCUUGAUGGAUGGCGAAGAGCGUCAACUCGUUCGAAAUAUUGUCGUCAAAUACGUACCAGGGCAAUCUGUCUCCUCGAAACAGGCUGCCCGGCUCGUGGCCAAGAAAUCCGCGGGAAAAUUGAGCAGUGCGGAAGCCAAACAAUAUUAUUCCAUGGUGCCAUUGCCAGAGGACUUGAAUAGGUCCUUGAACGAUCUACCUAAACUUCGCACAGUUCAAAUGGAAUUCAAGACCUUCUUAGCAGCCUUCAAAACUACAUAUCUGGGCAUGUUUAGAGUCUUAAAAUCUUUCUUCGAUGACCAUGAAGGUUUCAAGUUGGAAGACGCCAUGAUUGAGCCCAGGAGCAAUGCAAAAUUUUCUCGGGUACCAAACAAACCUCGCUGGGAAAUUGGGGUACAGGAAAUCGAGCGAAUUUUGAUUACAGAAAUUACAGAGAUAGCAGGCCGCGAUGUCUGUUUUCUUCUUGCCAAUAACAUCUGGAAAUUGGAAGAUGCCGAUAGAAGAAAAAUUGCUGCCGAAAACACUGCGGUUUUAAAUCUUGAGAAUAUCUCAGAUCUCGUCUUAGGCUUUCAAGUUGCCCGAGAAUUGAGCCAAUGUACAUGGACUUUUAUAUUUGAAAGAGCAGUACGUCGAUACUAG
Molecule: messenger RNA, 927 nt
Organism: Sclerotinia trifoliorum
Lineage: Eukaryota; Fungi; Ascomycota; Leotiomycetes; Helotiales; Sclerotiniaceae
Source: the annotation of a GenBank genome assembly